CUCUACAGGGACGUGAUGCAGGAGAACUACGAGGCACUGGCCUCCCUGGGGACAGCGGAGCUGGUGCCCCUCUCUGCCUUCCUGUCUCCCGCGGAGCCUGGCGGAGCCAGAAGCAAAGCUGGUGAGGGACAGCCGCCCCUUGGCUGUGGCCUCUCCGCAGGAGGAGCGCCCCAGCACAGCCUGCAUCUCACCGCCCUGGUGCAGCUCGUGAAGGAGAUUCCAGGGUUCCUGUUUGGGGAAGUCGGCCCCGAGGGCGGGGGAGCCGGCCCGGAGGGGGAGCGGCCGGGCCCCGGGGCAGCUGUGACAGUGGACACUUGUCCCCUGCAAGGGCUGCUCAGCCGCCUUCCAGACACGCCCGUCGGCCGGCCAGGUCUGGCCACCACGCCCAGCGGUAGCUCAUCGUCCAGCGGUUCGCCCGGAGCCGUGGGGCAGGGCAGUCCCCUCCCCAUCAAAACUGCAGACACGCCUGGGCCUGCAGAGCAGGAAGGCCCUGGAACCCCAGGCGGGGAGCACAGUCCUCCCACCGGCAGCCCUGGCAGGAGGAAGAGCCACCGAAAACAGCAGAGGGGAGCCUCGGGGGCAGGGUCCGCGGGAGCCUCUCCGGGGAACAGCCCCCUGCAAGGCCUCAUCAACUGCCUGAAGGAGAUCCUUGUGCCUGGGCCCCAGCACCCUGAGGCACCCCCACGCCUGCCUCCUGUCCCAGGCCCAGGCCUGGCCCGGCCACCCAGGGUGGGGCUGGGCCCCGGGAGCCCGCCCUGUGGAGUGAAAACAGAGGCAGUGGCCGGGGGUUGUCCCCUCCAGGGUCUGCUGAACUGUCUGAAGGAGAUCCCCGUGGCCCAGGACAAGCACCCCAGCCCUUCAGGACGGGGGGACCCAUGGCUGCCAGAGGAUCCAGGCGCCUGGAAAAGGACUUCCGGAGGGCCCAGGCCCCCGCAGACCCCUCCUCCCUGCCCUGGCGCUGGCCGCGUGCUCUCAGUGAAGAUGGAGGACAGCUGGGCCCAGAGCCCCCCAGUGCCUGCAUCCUGUCAGCUUCGCAAGCCCACCCACAGCCCCUGUGCCACCGGCAGCCAGGGGGGCGACAGAGACACCAGGGGGGUCCGAGUGCCCAGCUGGGGCCCCGCAGCUCAAGCCAGCAGUGCCUCGAGCUCGCCCCUGGAAGCCCUGGAGGCCUGUCUGAAGGGCAUUCCCCUGAGCGGGUCGUUGCCUCCCCAGCCGCCGGCCCCGUCUUGGUUCCGGAGCCCCCAGCCGGGAGACCCCGGGUCUCCGAGGCCCGAGCUGCUGCCCCGAGGCUCGCACAGUCAAGAAGCGAUGGCGGGACCUCUUCUGGCUCUGGGCCUGCAGGGCUUCGCCAGGGACGGCUCUGCCCUGCCGCCCGGGCCCCGCGGCACCCCCACCAGCUGCUCCUCGUCCAGCAGCACUGACGGGGACCUGGACUUCCAGAGCCACGAGGGCAGCCAGGGGCGCAGGCCUGGGAAAGGGAUCCCAGUCGGAAGUGCCCCCCUCCAGGGCCUGGAGAAUUGUCUCAGAGAGAUACCUGUGCCCAAGUCACAGCCUGCCUGGCCCUGGUCCUCGGCAGGGGACAGAGAACCCCGGAGAAUGGAGCCCAAGACCUGGACAGCAGACAAGGAAGCAGGACUGAGGAGCGCAGUCUGGGAGACAGUCCACCUCAGGAGGGACACGCCCACCAGGAGCCUGUGGCCGGCCAGCCCGCAGGCCCUCUCCUCCAGCAGCGCCCCUGCCUGCUGCCAACGAGGGCUUAGGGACCACGCGGCCGCCAGGCCAGGACCCUGGAGGUGGCUCCCAGACGGGGCAGCCUCCACGCCCUCCCCACUUCACUGCCUGGAGAACUCUCUGAAGGGGAUCCUGCCCGGGCGGCCCCUGCGCUUCGCCUGCUUGGCUGGCCCUGGCCCCAGCCCCAGCCCCGGCACCGGCUCCAGCUCCAGCGCUGGCUCCAGUUUCAGCAGCUCCGAAGGAGAAGACCCGAGGCUGGAGCCUGAGCUCUGGCAGCCGCUCCUGCAGGAGAGGAACCCUCUUCCCAGCAGCAAGAGUCCCAGCCCUCCGACCCCACGCCCUGGCGGCCCCCCGGCCGGCCGCAGCCCUGCUGGAGGCCGCAGGGGAGCGGAGCCCAGGGAGCACUUUGGUCUCAGUGCAGGGGCCGCUGGGAGUCUCUGCCCCGCCCCUUGGCCAGAGAAGAGGCCCGGGCUGGGGCCCUGCCCGCCUCCGGGGUCAGCCCCUCAGCCCCUGUUCCGGAAGCCCAGGGUUGGUGACGAAUCCGGAGGCCCGGGCCCUGGACACAGAGGACCCAGCGCUGCAGCCAGGACCGAGGAGAGGCCACAUCCCGGAGGCCUGCCUGAGCCGGCCCCCGAGGCCACCGCUUCCCCCGCUCUGCCUCCUGCUGCCCCGCGGCCGCCGUGUCCCUGCGGGGGCUCCCUGCAGCAGGAGCUCCGUGGCCUCAGCGCCGCCCUGGCGGAGAAGCUGGAGCGGCUCGCGGCUGCCCUGGCUGGCCUGUCUCAGGAAGUGGCCACCGUGCGGGCCCAAGUGGGUCAGCUCGGGAGGCGCCCGCAGGGCCCUGGGUCAAAGAGCCGGGCCUCCUGGCCGUGGGCCCCCCGCCGGGGGCCUCACUGGGCGCACAGCCCGGCCCACAGACACCUGCCACACCGGAGACAGAAGGGCCCCACCAGGCCGAGACCAAAGAUCCUGCGCAGCCAGGCGGAAGGCUGCAGGGCUGGCGAGGCCGCAGGCCUCUCCCGGGGGGCGCUGCACCUGGUGCCCCAGCUGCCUCCAGGAGCCCCCCAGGCAGAGUCGUCUGGGACCAGCUCCAGCCCUUCCCAGCAGCCACCGUCCUCGGCAUUCAGCCGAGCUGGGCUCCCAGUGCACCCCCCGCUCAGACACACGGGGGGCCCCCAGAGUCCCCCUGCCCCUUCUGCGCCUGCUGCUUUCCCUCCCCAGAUGGCCUCUCCUGCCUCCAGGGCAGAUGCAGAGCCACCGGCCGCAGCGGCUGUGCCCACGGAGACCCAGAGCUGGCCCAAGGAUGUAAACGGCCUGUUGGCAGGGGUCCAGAGAGCCCUCAAGGAGGAACUGUGGGGUGGAGAACACAGGGACCCGCGGUGGGUGGCCCCUAACCGCCUUCUCCAUCAGCUCGUCCCUGAGGACGCCCUGCCCCCUGUCGCCUCUCCCAGGGGCCAGCCGGCCCCCACACGCCGCUCCAGCCAGACCUUCCCUAUUCCUGGCCUGUGAGGGCUGGGUGUCCCCUUUGGCCUGACCGCCCCAGACUCCGAGAUGUGUUUGCUCAGGGGGCCGCCACAUGGGGCGUGCUCCUCAGCCACGCCCGUCCUCGGCUCAGGUUCAUCCAGGCGUUGCUCCCCUCCCACCUCUGCCACCAGAACUCAGUGGCGGGCACCUCUGCACAGCAUGCGUGCCCAGGGGGCCCACAAGGCCCCUCUUCCUGACCCUGCCCUUGCUGCUCUCAGUGCUGGGAAGGCAGCGGCUCUCGCCUUCCUUGUAGCUGCAGGCAGAGAUUUCGUUUGGGGAGAGUUCCACUCCUUGGUCCAAGUGAGAUGCACCCAUGUGGAUUCUAAAAAUCGCAAAGUUGGAAGCUAAGGGAAGGGCCCUUGGCAAAAAGGGGCUCAGUGGGUCCACAGCAGGGCAUGGCUGAUCAGUUGCCAGUCCUGGGACCAGCUGGCAUCGGGGGGCGGUCAGGGGCACUGGGAGCCAAUCCAUCCAGGUGGUCCAGAUCCAAUCAGACUGUAUAGGAAGUUCGGAAUUUUUUUUUUUAAGAAUAUGGAAAAUAAGUUAUAAAAUGAAUGGUAAAAAGCUUCGUGGUUCUCAGCUACGUUGAUCUCACAGGUCCACGGCCACGCAAACCAAAAACGUUUACAGUCAUUCACAGCCUUCCAGCUUCACUGGUUGGGAAGAACCUGUGUACAGGUUAGGGCUUUGGGCACGUGUCUCAGCUACUUUAUGUGGAGAUGGCACUUCGGUGGGAGAAACAGGGGCCUUUUUGAACUCAGGAAUUUCAAGGGUUUGGAGGUGAGGGGCACAGGAGGCACUCGCCCUACCUGUCACCAUCCUGGCAAGUAGCCCGGAGGACGGUCCCUGGCCAACCUGGGCACGGGCCUUCCUCCGUCCAUGCCCCAUCGGCCACCCGCCAGCCUGAGGCCUCUGUAGGCGGGAAAAAGAAGGUCCCGCUUAAGUCUCGGAAUCAGAGCAUAGGCCCACAGGCUCCUGGCCACUCCUGAGGAGUCUGCAGCGGGGUGCAGGGCCCACAGUGGGCUGCCGGUGACACCCCAUCAUGUCACAGCUGUCUCCAAAAGGAGCUUGGUUCAUUGACUUGACCCUCACCUUCUGUGUCUUUGUGUUUUAGAUGUGGCUUCAGUAAACAGCUUGUAGUUGGAUUUUAUUUUUUAAUCCAGCUUGACAAAAUGUUUUCUUCUUACUUGGAGCCCCGAGUCC
Messenger RNA from Pteronotus mesoamericanus, 4452 nucleotides. RefSeq names its product KRAB-A domain containing 1 (gene KRABD3). The transcript is spliced from 16 exons. The coding region runs from base 16 to 3237 and encodes 1073 amino acids. Lineage: Eukaryota; Metazoa; Chordata; Mammalia; Chiroptera; Mormoopidae. The record is from RefSeq and is a predicted model, not a curated record.